Hemibagrus wyckioides is the source of this 3768-nucleotide messenger RNA. RefSeq names its product cugbp, Elav-like family member 3a (gene celf3a). Gene Ontology annotation, molecular function: mRNA binding. The record is from RefSeq and is a predicted model, not a curated record. The coding region runs from base 403 to 1761 and encodes 452 amino acids. The transcript has 13 exons. Lineage: Eukaryota; Metazoa; Chordata; Actinopteri; Siluriformes; Bagridae. Gene Ontology annotation, biological process: regulation of alternative mRNA splicing, via spliceosome; mRNA splice site recognition. Gene Ontology annotation, cellular component: ribonucleoprotein complex; nucleus; cytoplasm.
CACGUACGGUGGAUGCGUGCGCUCGCGCUCAUGACAAAGAACAACACACACACACACACACACACACGCCUAUAUGCAUCUAUGGCGGAUUAAACAAAGAAGCGUCUCGCGCACAGCCCUUGUCCUACAUUUUUGACGCCGCUGCUCUUUAACACACCAGUUUCCAGACCAAACAGCACAAUAACAGCCAUUAAAGCCACAGAGCUCUGAGAAUCCAGAGCAUUUUCACCAUGACAUUUCUGUCUUGUUUGGGAUUGGGGUUGUGUUUGUGCACUCCGUGUGUUUAUUGUCAGUCAGCUGCUUGAGCUCAAUAUGCUAUUUUUUCUCCCCCAAAGGGAAGCUUUGGGAAGCAUCUGACCUCGUAAAAGAAGAAUCAGAGUCGCAGCGUCGCCGCCGUCCCCAAUGAAGGAGCCGGACGCCAUCAAGCUCUUCAUCGGCCAGAUCCCUCGCAAUCUGGAGGAGAAGGACCUCAAGCCUAUCUUUGAGCAGUUUGGCAAGAUCUACGAACUGACCGUGAUCAAGGACAAGUACACGGGCAUGCACAAAGGAUGCGCCUUCUUGACGUACUGUGCCAGAGAGUCUGCACUGAAAGCCCAAAAUGCGUUACACGAGCAGAAGACAUUGCCAGGGAUGAACCGACCCAUUCAGGUGAAGCCAGCAGACAGUGAGGGCCGUGGAGACAGGAAGCUGUUUGUGGGAAUGCUGGGAAAACAGCAGUCAGACGCCGAUGUGAGAAAAAUGUUCGAACCGUUUGGCAGUAUAGAGGAGUGUACCGUGCUCAGAGGUCCAGACGGAGCCAGUAAAGGUUGUGCGUUUGUGAAAUACCAGAGCAAUGCAGAAGCUCAAGCGGCUAUUAAUGCUCUUCACGGCAGCCGCACUCUACCGGGGGCCUCUUCUAGUCUGGUGGUGAAGUUUGCAGAUACGGAGAAGGAACGAGGCAUCAGGCGCAUGCAGCAGGUCGCAUCUCAGCUGGGUGUCAUCAGCCCCAUGAGCCUCCACCUGGGGGCCUACAACGCUUACACACAGGCUCUGGUUCAGCAGCAGGCUUUGGUAGCUCAGUCCGCCUAUCUAUCUCCCGUGGCGACGGUUGCCGCGGUGCAGAUGCAGCAGUUGGCCGCUCUUAACCCGAGCAGCAUCAUAGCGACGCCCAUCGCGUCCAUCACGCCAUCUUCAGGUGCGAGUACUCCUCCAGCCAUUGCCGCCACACCAGUGCCUGCUCUCCCUCCACCAAUUGCGGUGAACAGUUACCCGGCUGUACCUGCCCCACCCAGCGGCCAGUCGGCUUCUGAAACCCUGUACACCAACGGCGUCCACCAGUAUCAAGCUCAGAGUCCUGCUUUGGAUCCUCUUCAGCAAGCCUACACUGGAAUGCAGCAUUACACUGCCACAUAUCCUGCUGCUUACGGUUUAGUCGGUCAGCCUUUCCCCCAUCAGCCCACGCUAGUCGCUCAGCAAACCCAGCAGCCCCAGCAGCUGCAGCAGCGAGAAGGUCCCGAGGGAUGUAAUAUCUUCAUCUAUCACCUGCCGCAGGAGUUCACAGACUCUGAGAUGCUGCAAAUGUUUCUGCCCUUCGGCAACGUCAUCUCAGCCAAGGUCUUCGUCGACCGUGCGACCAAUCAGAGCAAAUGCUUCGGCUUUGUAAGCUUCGACAACCCCGCCAGCGCUCAGACUGCCAUCCAGGCCAUGAAUGGAUUUCAGAUUGGCAUGAAAAGACUGAAAGUGCAGCUGAAAAGGCCCAAAGAUGCCAACCGCCCAUACUAACAUGGCCAGGUGAGAGAGAGAGAGUGAGAGAGAGAGAGAGAGAGAGAGAGAGAGAGAAUGAAAGAGAGAAAGAGAGAGAAAACGGGAUGAAAAGAACAAUUGUAGAUGAUUAUUAGAGCAUGAUGAAUCUUAAUGAAGGCGUGAAGCCAUCCCUCAGCGUCCAGGAUUUCAGUGAGUUAAAUGUAAAUAAAUAUCUAAACGCUGAGGAAGGGCUUCUCACGGCAGAUGAUUACAUGACGUGUAUUAUGAACUAAAAAAAAACAAACAAAUUAUCUGUUUAACCUUUUUGGAAGAAAUGCUGUAAAGUGACAAUAAUUGAUUUAUACUUUUCAUUUAUUUAUUUAUUUUUUUGUUUUUGUUUUGUUUUUGUGCUGUGUCAUCGCUCAUUCUCCUGAAAACAAACAAACAAACGAACAAACAAACCAAAAAAUCCCCAACCCAAGGCUGCCCUGGCCAAUCAUAACUCGUGCCCGGAGACUACGUCGCUAUGGCUACGGUGGCCAUAGCAACCAAUAAAGCUUCCCCCUUCCUGUCACAGCGUUUGUUGUAAGUUGAUUGGCCUGUGUUGGUUGCUGUGGCGAUAUUCCUGCCUGUGAUGGUUGCGUUAGCAGUUUUUUUUUUGUUUCCUUUUCUAUAUCUAUUUAUUUAUUUUCCUUUGGCCCUCUUGUCUUCUUCUUAUCCUCCAUGCUGAAGAGUGCAUGGCGGGUCACUGUGGUGAAAAUGGAGUGUGUUUGGUGCGUCGUGCCUUUCUCUUUUUUUGUUUUGUAAAACAAAUACUGAUCAAUGACACACUACACUUCGAGUUCUGUAACCUGUAACCAGCUUAAAGCGGCUAAUCCAAAGUCAUCCAAAGCUUUAUUAUAUACAAGCACUUUGUUUGAUCAGCCAUUUUGAAUGCCCUAGUGUUUUGGGUGGAUUUUGUUUUUGAUCAGUCCUCCUCUGUGUUUCGUUUGGCCCAUAUGUAGUCUGGUGGUGUUUUAGUUUUUUUGUUUUCUUUUGUGAACGUGGGGGAUUCGGUGUGUAUCCGAUGACAGGAAAAGUUUGUGCUAGUGGGUAUGGUGUAUCGUCCCAGUGAGUGCGAGAAUGAAUUGAAGUGUGUGUGUGUUUAGAGAGAGAGAGAGAGAGAGAGAGAGAGAAAAACGAGAGAAUGCUGGAACAAUUCAUUCACUAUCUCUCAAACCUCUUGCGUGAGGCUUGAGGUGACGGCAUUGUGCUGAUUGAUGAGCGGCGUUUCCCUGUAGGAAUUCUGGGUUUUGUAGUGGACAAAAUGCAUGCUUUUAUUCGUUUAAAAAAAAUUAAAAAAUCUUGUAUGUAUAUAUUUCACUCCCUCCAGGAUUCCAAUAAAUAUUUUUUCAGAAUUAUCGCAGCCAUUUUUGCUUAAUUUUUGUAAAAAUUUCAAGCACAGGAUUCUCACAACUAAAAAAUACAUAUAUAAGUACUUUCUAUAAGAGCUGAAUGACCGGAUGCUGUGACGAUGCAUCUCGGUCCGGAUCUGCAGAUCUUUUUAUCGGAAUCGGAAAAUCCUGCAGGGACUGAUGUAUAUGAUUAUCCAUAAAAGUUAAACCUAUUAGCGAUUGCAAAAAUAAAUAUAUAUAUAUAUAUACGGUACAGCCCAGAAUUCCUACGGUGCAUGUUGGAAAUUUUGUAUGCCUGCCAGAAGCCUUUCCCACUGAGACACUAACACUAAAACACACAUUUUUUGAUCACACACCCAUUUUUCUUUACCGGCUUUAUUCCACCUUAAUUGCAUGGAAGUAUGGUAAGCGUAAGCUCACUGCUAAAUGCUCCAGCACACGUUCCCAUGUUUUGUUUUUUUUUGUUGUUGUUUUCCUGUGUCCUCGCUUUCGGGAAUCAUUUCCAAACAUCUAACUCUUUUUUUUCCCCCCAUUUCUCUCUUCUUUACCCCCUUUUUCCUUUCUAUUGUAGGUUUAGAAAGAAAAAAAAAACACACAAGAAGACCGAAGAAGUUGGUUUGGAGAAAAAAAAAAAAAGAAAAGAAAAGAAAAA